Sceloporus undulatus (fence lizard) is the source of this 2830-nucleotide messenger RNA. RefSeq names its product sterile alpha and TIR motif containing 1 (gene SARM1). Gene Ontology annotation, biological process: response to axon injury; negative regulation of MyD88-independent toll-like receptor signaling pathway; signal transduction. NCBI's taxonomy places the organism in Eukaryota, Metazoa, Chordata, Lepidosauria, Squamata, Phrynosomatidae. The record is from RefSeq and is a predicted model, not a curated record. The transcript has 9 exons. Gene Ontology annotation, molecular function: protein binding; NAD+ nucleosidase activity; signaling adaptor activity. Bases 261 to 2426 code for a protein of 721 amino acids. Gene Ontology annotation, cellular component: dendrite.
GAGGCGCAUGUGGGGCCUGGGGGUCUUGGAUCAUGCCUCUCUGCCACCCUUUGCCCAGAAGGCUGGCAAGCAGAGGGAUAGUGGUACCCGCACAUCCCAGCAUUGGCCUGCAUCCUCAUCCUUGCAGCAUCCCUCUCCAGCAUCUCCAGCAUCAUCUCUGCUUUCCUUCUCCUUCUCCUCUGGUGCAUCUGCCAUCCCAAGGCUGAAGGAUGCAGCUCUAGAGGCUGGAGCUCACCUCUGGCGCCUUCUUCCUUCUCUCCAUGGGGCUGACCCUCCUGGUCUCUGCCUACAAGCUCUGCCGCUUAGCCAUGGCCAGCCCAGAGGCGCCCAGCCCAGCCGUGGCAGUGGGGCCCAGUGCUGGGAGCCAGGAGGGCUGGUGGGCCGAAGGCCUGGGCCCCGGCCAGGAGGUCUCCCCAGGGAUGAGCUCCGACAUCCAGGCCGCCCUCAACAGGACCCUGCCUGACCUCCACCAGGCUGUCUCCGCCGCCAAACAAGCCGCCGGGCCAGAAGACCUCCAUCACAGCCUGGCGGAGAUCCUGGCACUGGUGGAAGAGGCCUGGGUGAUGCCCACCAUGGGCAGAGAGGUGGCGAAGGGGCUCUGCAAUGCCAUCCGUCUGGAGGGAGGCCUGGACCUUCUGCUCUCCUUGCUCCAGUCUGUGGAUCUGGAGACCAAGUGCCAGGCUGGGAAGCUGCUGGAGCAGAUCCUGGUGGCAGAGAACAGGAGCUGCGUGGCACGCAUCGGCCUGGGAGUGAUCCUGAACCUGGCCAAGGACCGGGAGAACCUGGCCCUUGCGCGCAGCACCUCAGGCAUCCUGGAGCACAUGUUCAAGCACUCAGAGGAGACCUGCCUCCAGCUGAUCUUGGACGGCGGGCUGGAUGCCAUCCUCUACUGGUGCCGCUGGAGUGACCCGGCCGUCCUGCGCCAUUGCGCCACCGCCUUGGCCAACUGCGCCAUCUACGGUGGGCAGAACAACCAGCGGCUGAUGGUGGAGAAGCGGGCACCGGAGUGGCUCUUCCCGCUGGCUUUCGCCAAGGAGGACGAGUUGGUCCAGUUCCAGGCCUGUUUGGCCAUUGCUGUCCUGGCCACCAACAAGGAGAUCGAGAAGGAGGUGGAGCGCUCGGGAACUUUGGCCCUGGUCGAGCCCUUUGUGGCCACCCUGGACCCCGGGCGCUUUGCCCACACCCUCCUGGGCAGCGCGGACAACAGCCAGGGGCGGACGGCCAAUGAUCUCCAGUGCUUGGUGCCUCUCCUGGACAGCUCCCGGCUGGAAGCCCAGUGCUUGGCCACCUUCUACCUCUGCGUGGAGGCCACCAUCAAAGUGCACCAGAGGAACACCAAGAUUUUCACAGAGAUUGGGGCUGUCCAGAGCCUCAAGCGGAUCGUCUGCUACUCCUCCAAUGGGACGACCUCCACGCUGGCCAAGCGGGCACUGUCUGCCAUGGGCGAAGAGGUGCCCCGCCGCCUCCUGCCCUCUGUGCCCAACUGGAAACCCUUGGAAGUACAGAAGUGGCUCCAGCAAAUCGGCUUCGUCAAAUACUGCCCACGUUUCCUGGAGCACCAAGUGGAUGGAGACCUGCUCUUGAGGUUGACGGAGGAAGAGCUGGAGGAGGACUUGGGUGUGACCUCAAGCAUUGCCCGGAAGAGGUUUUUCCGUGAGUUGACUGAACUCAAGACCUACGCCAACUACUCCACCUGCGACCGGAGCAACCUGGCCGACUGGUUGGGUGGCGUGGAGCCCAAGUUCCGCCAGUACACCUACAACCUGGUCACCUGCGGCAUUGACCGCAACUUCCUCCACCGCGUCACGGAGCAACAACUGCAGGAGGACUGUCAGGUCAGCCUUGGCUUCCACCGGGUCCGGAUCCUCAAUGCCGCCCGAGAGAUGCUCCAUUCCCCCUUGCCUUGCAACAGCGCAAAGUCUAUCUCUGAAGGGACGGAUGUCUUCAUCAGCUACCGAAGGAGCACCGGCUCCCAGCUGGCCAGCCUCCUCAAGGUCCACCUCCAACUCCACGGCUUCAGUGUCUUCCUCGAUGUGGAGAAACUGGAGGCUGGGAAGUUCGAGGACAAGCUGACCCAGAGCGUCAUGAGCGCCCGAAAUUUUGUCUUGGUCCUCUCCCGCAACGCCCUGGACAGGUGCAUGGGGGACAUCGAAAGCAAAGACUGGGUGCACAAGGAAAUUGCUACAGCCUUGAACUGCGGGAAGAACAUCAUCCCCAUCACAGACCACUUUGAAUGGCCCGAUCCAAAGCAAGUGCCGGAAGACAUGAGAGCCGUCCUGAAGUUCAAUGGCAUCAAAUGGUCCCAUGAGUACCAAGAAGCCACCAUUGAGAAGCUGAUCCGGUUCCUGCAAGGCCGCUCCUCCCGAGAUUCCUCCGCUGGUUCGGAGAACAGCCUGGAGUGCAGCCCCUCUCUGGGGCAGAACUGAGGGGUAAGGAGGGGAAGAGGGCCGUCCUGUUUCCUUCUCUCUCUGGCACUGCCCCAUAUAAGCGAAGGGUGGCCUGAAAUAUCCCCGUCUCCUCUGCAAAGACUUGCAGCUGCUACACACUUGCCUUCUCCUGGUCACUUUUAGAGGCAGAGCAUUUGGGGGAUUGUGCAACGCUCCCCAGAAAGGACGUACACAACAUCCCUUUCAGCUCCUUAGACCAAGGCUGGUUGGGGGAUUCUGGGAAUUGCUGCCCCAAAAGUCCUCCUUUCCCCAAAGCCCUUCUCUGCUCUCCUCCUGUUCUUCUGCCCAACAGCUUGUGGCCUUUCAAACAAUGCAAAAACCCUUUUAGUGCCUGGAUAGAAACCUUUGUGUUCCAUUCCCUGAAUAAACGAGGGAAUUAUUAA